Messenger RNA from Prorocentrum cordatum, 1862 nucleotides. The record is from the annotation of a GenBank genome assembly. NCBI's taxonomy places the organism in Eukaryota, Dinophyceae, Prorocentrales, Prorocentraceae.
CAGGGAUGACAACACAGGUGCCGCACGAGGCUUUCCUGUACAGCCGAACCCCCAACCCAUUGGAGUUCCAUGUGCAGACCGACCCAGAGAAGGAAGGACUAUACGGGACACCUCGAGCCUCAGGACACCCCCAGGUACCCCAAGUGGGUACGCCAAAGGAAAUAAUCGAAACCCUACUUUGGGAUAACUAAAAAGUGACUCAUUCGGCGCAGGCGGAGCCCGAAACUCCACAGGGCUGGCAGCAGGCGGGGCAUUCCCACCACCACGUGACUCACGAACGACGCUCGGCCCAACAGCCCGCGUCCUUCGGGUCAGGAGCACGUCGUUUGCAUCUUCGUGCAAGCGCAUUGCUCCCGACGGUGCGGUCUCCUCAGGCAUGCUGUCACUGCUGCGUCGACCCGCAUUACAAAAGGGGCCUCCAGCGCCGCACGCACCGCGGGCAGCACAUUCUAGAUCCCAAAAGUGGCAAACUCGGUUUCCUCAAUUGUGCCUUCCACCGCCCCUCCAGACAUACGCAACUGCACGAAAGUACGAGGCCUCUCCUCGUCCAGCAGGACAAUCACCGAUCCACCGAAUCCGUUGGAUCCAACUUCGCAUGCGUCCCCUAUCGCCUCAGUGACAAUCCGCCGAACCGCCCCCAUGACGAAGAACACUCGGCGCCCUUGGGGACUGAUGUCCCUUUUUGCAACGCAACAUGUACACAGAGCCCUCCACGAUCGGGCUCGGGAAGGUGAUGUUGCCUUUCGAUUUAAACAUGUUGAGAAAAUCAGUGCACUUAACCGCCGUCGGGGAUUCAGACGUCGCCUUCUUUGACAUGUCGAAGGCUUUGAUAAUCGGAAGUGAAAGGGUGAGAUUGAAGUGGAACGGAGAAGCCCCGUACCGCGAAAUCGGAUUCGGUUUCGUGAUCGUGCGUGCCGCGCGUGCGGGCGAGGCAUUGAUAGUGAAACCGAUCGAGUGAGACGUUGGUCCCCUCCCCGAGCCUCCUUAUCACCCGGAGGGUGGUCGUAUAGGUAAUGUUGGCACGUUCAGCUUCGGGUGCACAUUGAUCUCUGACCAUCUCCGCCGCGCGCCUCAACGCCCGCCCUAUCCAGGGCACUUCAAAACCCACUAGAAUCAGUCUGCAGGCUCCUUCCUGCAACCCUGCCCCUGCCGUAUCAGCACCGCCUCCACCUCCACCGCGCCGAUAAGAAGACUGCCCCAUAUGCUGGAUCCUCUUCUCGAUGCUCUCCGCCUUUUCCUUUCCACCACCAGGCUCGACUGAUAGCUGAAAUUCAUCUUCUGGUCCAUGGCCACGCUCACCGCUUGUUGUACUGCAUCGUUGAGUGUUCCCUGCUGCGCCUGCUCCAGACCAUUCACUCGUCCAAACAGGUGCUGAAGAUGCUGUUCCUGUGCGUCUAUGCUGGCCUUCAUGGCGCCCAGCUUAGCUGACAUACUUGCUUCCAUGUGGUCGAGUUUAGCGUUGCUGGCAUUGAUGUCCGGAGUGAGACCCUGCAUCCACGCCGGCGCCGUGGAGGGGGCCCGACAAUCUCGAUCGCUCCGACUCCGAUACUGAACCCCGAACGAGGAGGAGUCGACGAUGAGCCUCGAUUCCGCUGCCGUGGACGUGAUUGACUGCGGCUGUCCUCACGGCCUUCAGCCCGACGAUACUGUCGCUUCCCCACUCCUAGUGCGAAAGUGUUCUGGAUCACCUCGAGACGAAAUGUCCGAGAGGCGAAUGGCCGAAAAGAUCUGCCAGCGGGCGGGCCGUGGCUGAUCCUCGUGAGCUGGCUGGGCCGUGACUCUGAAAACGUUCGAACCGCCCCGUCGGCUCUGUCCAAGCUGGAACCCCCAGGACAACGUCUCCAACUUGAACCAAAAUGGCU